CAAUCAGCUUUUCGGGAUGAACUCCUGUGGUCACACUUUGUCCAGUAUCGUCAGUUCAUCAUUAAUUUAGAUAUUACAGUUCUCAUUUCAUGAAUUCGACUUUGCGUAAAGAAUAAAAUAGGGCAAAUCUCAGCAAAUUUGCAGAGUUAAAUUCCCACAUAUUUAAAGUGUUUUACAAUAAACAUAUUGAACAGAGUACCUGAAACAUAUAUUGAAUCACAAAUGAUAAUAACUUACAACCUCUGUUAUCAUACAUUGUGAUGAAAUGAAGUGCAGAUGAAAGAUAAUUUUGCAGAUAACCUGUAGUAAAAGUGUUACUUAUAUGAGUUUUGAUAUUGUUUCAAAAAUUGAAUUUUAACGAUCAGUGAUAAGUUAUCUUUGUUCAUUUCUGUGUGAUGAUUUGGCAAUUGUUUGUGCAUCUUUGUAAUGUUGAAAAAUUUACUUUGUUGUAAAUGAGGCAGGGAUAUAGACAUGUUUUCAGCCAUUUUACUGUCUUGCCUUUUUGUUUUUAUCCAGUCAGUAGAUCUUAAUAUGGCAGACUCAUCUCUUGUAUGUAACAGAGGGAUAUACAUGCACAAUAAGACAAGAGCAGUGUUUAGAGUUUCCCAGGAGAACUGUUUAGUUCCAGCAGGAUCGUGUGAGGAUUGUUUUCAACAAUGUGUAAAUUACACAGAUAUUGUAGUCAAGUUCAAGAUGGAUGUCAGUGGACAUUUCAAUGUAUCCUGGAUGAUGAAUGGUCGCGAGACAAGAUAUUUGAUGGAAUAUGGUAUCCAACUCCCAAGUGGAAUUUUACAGAUUUCUUAUGCAUUCCUGACUUUUUCAGGACUGAAGAAGUUUUCUAUGAAGGGUUGGUACAGUGUUAUAUUACAGUGUAAAAUGACAGAUUUUGCAAGGGUCCGUAUUACCAUGAGACUGCCUAAUGGGAACAGGAGUACAGAUAUAUACCCAGUGACAUUCUCAACUGCGAGUACAAAGAUGGUAUCCAGUAGUGUCAGUGUUCCGCUAGCAGAAGAAACACAGAGCCACGUUACAGAACCAAUAAAUGAAGGAAUCAUUGUUGCCAUUGUCCUUGCUGGAACUAUUACAAUAUUUGUUGUAGUAGCAGUUAUUUAUUUGAGAAAAGCUAUUAAGACGAGAAAUGAUGAGCCGAAAAACAAUACAAAGCAAACACCUACUGACCAGGUCACUUCAGAGAGUAUCCCAGAAAAAAGUUUUAGUGAAGAACAUUUACCACAUGGCAAUGAUUCUGUCUCAAAGAAAACCCAGAUAACUCCUACAGAUGUCAUUCAUAACUGUACUGAACCAUUUAUUUCCGAACUACCGGUACCGGUAUUUGAGCACAACAGUGACCACCAGUGUGUACUUGAAAACAAUAUUAUGUCACAUGAUUAUCAUAAUGUUUCAAAUCAACACAAUGGAUUAGAAUUAGUACCUCACCAACACCGUAUGCCACAUGAUAUAUUUUUUCCCCAUCAUAGACAUCAGCAUGCUAAAGAACGGACAGACGAAAUACCUCCUCAUAUUCAAAUGCAACUACAGAGUAUAAAUUCUGAGCCAUAACAUACUCCCUUCAGUCUUGUACCAAUCACUUAUAAUUUCUACAGACAAAAUAGUUCCAGUUACAGAAGAUGUCCGAGUGUCUUGUCUGACAGUGUAUCUACAUGGAUUUCGAUGUUUUGUUUGUUCGAGAUGGUUUAACACCAUUUUUAGUAAUAUUUCAGUUUGGUUACAGGCAGUUUCUGUAUUCUGCACCAGUAAUGAUUUCUUCUCUACUGCUACUUUACAACUUCCCCACAUAAAAACAAGGACACAUAACAUUGUUUGUAUCAUCUCAUUUCAAGUUGUCAUAGAGAACACAAACCAAUCCGGCUAGUGCAUUCUUGUGCAUCAUCGACACAAAAACUGAACAAUCCUCUUAGGCGUAAAAAAAGUUUGUUUCUGGUAACAUGCUAAAAA
Mercenaria mercenaria is the source of this 1956-nucleotide messenger RNA. RefSeq lists its product as uncharacterized. Lineage: Eukaryota; Metazoa; Mollusca; Bivalvia; Venerida; Veneridae. The coding region runs from base 472 to 1560 and encodes 362 amino acids. The transcript is spliced from 7 exons. The record is from RefSeq and is a predicted model, not a curated record.